Molecule: messenger RNA, 867 nt
Organism: Cygnus atratus (black swan)
Lineage: Eukaryota; Metazoa; Chordata; Aves; Anseriformes; Anatidae
Gene: ATP4B
Product: ATPase H+/K+ transporting subunit beta
Exons: 7
Coding region: 1-867 (288 amino acids)
Biological process (GO): intracellular potassium ion homeostasis; potassium ion import across plasma membrane; sodium ion export across plasma membrane
Cellular component (GO): sodium:potassium-exchanging ATPase complex
Molecular function (GO): ATPase activator activity
Source: RefSeq, a predicted model, not a curated record
AUGGCAACUUUAAACGAAAAGAAGACCUGCAGUGAACGGAUGGAAAAUUUCCGUCGUUUUGUCUGGAAUCCCGAAACGAAGCUGUUCAUGGGAAGGACCUUGAUAAACUGGGUGUGGAUCAGCCUGUACUACCUGGCCUUCUACGUGGUGAUGACCGGGCUGUUCGCGCUCUCCAUAUAUUCCUUAAUGAGAACGGUGAACCCCUACGAGCCGGACUAUCAAGACCAACUGAAGUCCCCAGGUGUAACGUUACGCCCGGACGUCUACGGGGACAGAGGACUACAAAUCUACUACAACACAUCUGAAAACAAAACCUGGGAGCGACUGGUGACGACCCUUCAAACCUUUCUGACAGCAUAUACCCCUGCUGCUCAGCAUCUGAACAUCAACUGCACAGGUGACAAGUACUUCAUCCAGGACACCUUUGAUGGCCCAAAUAACACAAAGCUGUCCUGCAAAUUUACAUCAGAUAUGCUUCAGAACUGCUCUGGCAUCGCAGAUCCUACUUUUGGAUUCCCAGAAGGAAAACCUUGCUUUAUUAUAAAAAUGAACAGGAUUAUCAAGUUUUACCCCGGUAACGGCACUGCACCGAGAGUGGACUGCACAUACGUAGGCGAUGAGUCUCGCCCGCUGGAGGUGGACUACUACCCAGUGAACGGCACCUUCAACCUGCACUACUUCCCUUACUAUGGAAAAAAGGCACAGCCUACUUACAGCAAUCCUUUGGUAGCUGUGAAAUUCCUCAACAUUACAAGGAACGUAGAACUCAAAAUAGUGUGCAAAAUCAUUGGAGCUGGGAUUACCUUUGAUAACGUUCAUGAUCCGUACGAAGGAAAAGUGGAAUUUAAAUUGAAAAUAGAAGACUAA